Molecule: messenger RNA, 1978 nt
Organism: Drosophila persimilis
Lineage: Eukaryota; Metazoa; Arthropoda; Insecta; Diptera; Drosophilidae
Gene: crc
Product: activating transcription factor of chaperone
Exons: 5
Coding region: 239-1420 (393 amino acids)
Biological process (GO): regulation of transcription by RNA polymerase II
Cellular component (GO): nucleus
Molecular function (GO): RNA polymerase II transcription regulatory region sequence-specific DNA binding; DNA-binding transcription activator activity, RNA polymerase II-specific
Source: RefSeq, a predicted model, not a curated record
CAGCAUUUAUAUUGACGUAAAAAUGGCUUUAUAGUUUGUGCGCAAGCAACAACAACAAGCACCUAGGUGCCUCAACACAAGAACAACAUGGAAACGUAUAAAAAGCAAGCCGCCACCAUGGCAUCCUCACAACAACAAGAAUCACAGAUACAACAACCAUUCGCAUUCUACGGACCGGAUUGCAUCUAUUCAACAUCUAUUUGUAUAUCGAGUUUGACAUCUGAUUUUGACACUGAAUAUGGACACAUCAUCAUUUCACCUGACAAUGGAGAGUUUGGAUCUACCGCGGGAGCUGUACUGGGAUCACAAAAUGGAGCCCCAGUCGCCAACAUCGGCUGCGGAAGCCUCCGAUCUGUUUGCGCUCACUGAGUCAGCAGACGGAGUGUGGCUCUAUGAUGACAACUUUGCAAAUGGCAUUUCACUGAUAGGAGAUGAGGAGGGUCUGGCGCUGGAUGAAGAAGCCUCAUUGGAUCUAUUGGGCAACGAGGAGUUGAUUGUGGAGUUUUUGGACCUGAAGGAUGAAGAAUGCCUCCUGGACCAAAAGGCCCAUCUGAACUGCAUUGAUUAUGAGACAAACACCUACAUCCCAAAUGUAGUCGAUGCAGUCGGACAGCCGAUAAUACCCACAACCAAAGCACACUUUGCUGCUGCUAUAGCUUCGCCUGUGGCUGCUGAUGAGGAGUACCAGCCCGUGGAUCCCUCAUCGAUCCUGCAGUUGACGCCACCGCAAUCGCCGCCACAGUCGCCGCCUCAGUUCGAUGGAUACAAACAACAACCCGAACUGUCGCCAGCACCGGUACUCGUCAAGGUCGAGCAGAAGCCAUACUAUGCCACUGAUGCUAUUCCGGCCGUUGCACCGGCCACGCCGUUCAGCUUCAACGCUGGACACUGGGUGGCGGGCAGCGAGAUUGCCCGGGAGAACCAGUUGAUCGAUGACAUUGUCAACAUGAGAGCGCAGGAGCUGGAGCUGCCCCCCAACUGGCAGCAGCUGAACGAUGACUGCGAAUCUCAGGCCUCGUCUUCGAUGGGUUGCAGCAGUAGCAGCAGCAGCAGCAGCAGCAGAGUGAGCGGCAGCAUUGCCGAUGUGGAUGAUGACUGGCUGCCAGAGCAGACAAGCAGCAGCAGCUCAUCCCCUGCUUACACCUCCAUGGAGAACACCUCGAUGGCUGCUCCCAAGAAACGCACUCGCACCUACGGACGCGGCGUGGAGGAUCGCAAGAUCAGGAAGAAAGAGCAGAACAAGAAUGCCGCCACACGCUAUCGCCAGAAGAAGAAGAUCGAAAUGGAGAGCGUGCUGGGCGAAGAGCACGAGCUGACCCAAGAGAACGAGGGUCUGCGUCGCACCCUGAGGGAGCGUCGCAGCGAGAUGCGCUACUUGCGGCAGUUGAUACGCGAAUUCUACCAGGAGCGCAAACGUUAGGCAUGGCGGCAUCCCUCCCAUCUAAGUUUUAAAUGUCCUUUGCAAAGUUAUCGUUAUAAAAUGUUACACAAAACCAAGCAUCCUCAUUACCAGAACGAAACACCACAAAACAAACAACUUUCUAUGUACAACCAGCAAUCAUCCAAUGUCCAAGCCCCACGCCCAAUAGUAGUAGGAGUACCAGCAGUCUGUCUUGGCCCGCACCUUUUGGCACUCAUGACGAGUCCCCGUGGACUCCGAAACCCCUCCUGCCAGUGCGGCCGCCAACGACAAAACAAGAUCCCCCAGCAGCACAGGCCAAUGUGUCGCCUUCCAGUGGCACCAAGAAUUUGCACCGAAAAAAAUGCACCCCAAAUGAAAACCUUUUUGUGUAGUCUCCUAAGAAAGUAUAUGCCAACCCCCUGUGCUGUGGCUGCUGUGCAUGUACUCGUUUGAUUAGUUUUCCUUUCGUUUUUCUUGGACAUUUUCUUGACAAAUGUAACAGAUAUCUUUCUUAUUUUUUUUAACAAAUAAAUACCUGUAUGCAGAAUAUUAUACAAUAUAUAUAUCAGCAAUAAA